GAAAGGACGGGACGGUUGAUACGGAAGAAGGAGUUUUGUGUUUUGAGUCCAGCUGGACCCGGUUUAACCCCUCACUGGGGCUCAAAAUGCGCUGCGGAGUUUCGGACACAGCAGGCGGAGAGUUCAUGUGAACAAACAUGGAGCCGAGAUUCGGCAGCGAAGUGGCGUCGAUUGUGGAAGUGGCCAUCCAGGCGACUCUGUCUGUCUUCAGGGAUGUGUUGGCGAAAGAGGCGCCAAACACGGAGUGGGAAAAGGCGAGGAUGGGUGAGAUCCAAGAGAUAGAGAAGUCUUUGGUGGUGCAGAUCCACAAAGUGUUUACGGAGUUCUCCUCGGAGCUAUUCGAGGAGAACGAGGCUUUGCGGGCCAAAGUGGAGCAGCUGGAGGACGUGCUCCAGAGGAAAGCCGGGCAGCUCGAGCAGGAGCUGGAGGCCAGAGUGGGGCAGCUGGGCAGAGACAUGAAGCAGCUGGAGAAGGAGCUGAAGACCAUCAGCGAGGGCCCGACUCACGUCCUGCUGCAAGACGGCUCAGUGAUGGGAGGUCCUGUGCUGUCAGUGUCCACCAGUCCAGACGCCCCAGAAUCGGCUGCAGAAGAAUCAAAUCCAGACCCGCUGCCCAUUUCUGCAGGAGCUGCUGAAGUCGUCCCCACCUCCACGGCUGCAUCGGUGACCGUCCCCAAACCUGCGGUCGCCCCCAUGGUGCUCGUGGGCAGAGUCAGCUCCGCUCCCACGGUGCUGUUGGUUGGUGCCAGCCAAAUCGUAGCGCAGUCAUCGGCCGUCUCAGAAACGACGGGAGCUGCAGCAAUCGUGCUCAAACCAGCGGCCUCGCCGGGCUCUACACCUCAAAAUGUCCCCAGUCCCGACUCCAGUACUGUCAGCGGUCUCGACUCGACACAGGAGAAGAAGUCUUUGGAAGGAGGAGCUUCUGGGAGGACAAGACGAACGAGAAGAGCACCUGCUAAUAGUGAAACAGUUUCCGUUGACAACGGCAGCGAGGAGAAACAAAGCAAGUCAGCUGAAGAGCCUGGCAGACGACUGAGAAAGACGGAUUCGCAGACAGCGAGGCGGUUCUUCUGUGAGCACUGCGACCUCGGUUUUCACUGGAAAGGCGAACUGAAGAAACACAUGAAGGUCCACAAGAAGCCUUUUCCUUGCGAUCAGUGUGGCAGGAGUUUCCUAGAGAAGGCGUCUCUGGAAAAUCACGUUUUGCGCCACGAGGCAACUAAAGCCCCGCUGCCCUUCCCGUGCCCUCAGUGUAAACGAUCGUACAGGAAAGAGGAGUCGCUUCAGAACCAUCUCAAGCGUCACCAGCGGUCGAAGCCUCCGAAGCCAUUCUCCUGCGAUCAGUGCGGGAAAACGUUCAGAAUCAAGCAGUCUCUGGAAAACCACCUGUUACGCCACGAGAAAUGGAAGCAGCUGCUGAAGUGCCAGCUCUGCGACAAGACCUGCAAGACGUCGGUUCAGCUCAAGUGUCACAUGGCCGUGCACUCGGAAGAAAGGCCCUUCAGCUGCGUGACAUGCGGGAAGGAGUUCAAGAGCAAAGACACGCUUCGCUUCCACCAGAUGGUUCACACAAACACCAAAAAGUAUAAAUGCACAAUGUGUGAGGAGACCUUCAAAUAUGCCCACUCGCUGACUGUGCAUAAGAGGAAGCACACAGGCGACAGUCCCUUCGUGUGCUCCGUGUGCAACAGGUCGUACAGGACCGGCACGGCUCUGAAAAGACACAGUGUGGUCCACACGGGAGAGAAGCCCUUCACCUGUCACAUAUGUGGAGCGAGGUUCAGCUUGAAUAACAACCUGAAAAGGCAUCUUCGUAUCCACACAGGAGAGAAGCCAUUCAGCUGCCAGGAGUGCGGCAAGAGCUUCUCAGACAACAACAAGCUCAAGUCCCACAUGCUCAUCCACGGCGCCAGAAAGCCGUUCAUGUGCGAUCUGUGUGGGAAGACCUUCCUCUUCAACUGCAGGCUGCAGAUACACCAGAGGUACGUGCACGCCGACAGGAGCGAGCAGUCGGACGGCACGCAGAAUUUCUUCCAGACUCGACGGCAGAACAAGUCGCUGGUUAAACCGUACAGCUGCAAAAUAUGCCUGAAAGGUUUCAGCGCCGCGUGCUCGCUCAAACUUCAUGAAAAAGGCCACAGCGAGCACAAGGAGUUCAACUGCGGCAUCUGUGGGAAGUCCUUCCACAACAAAUACUCUUUCAGCUAUCAUCAGCGGAGCCACACGGGCGAGAAGCCGUUCGUUUGCGACGUGUGCGGGAAGCGGUUUUUCCACGCCGCGAGUCUGAAGCAGCACGAGCGCAUUCACACGGGUGAGAAGCCGUACAAAUGUGACCAGUGCGGCAAGGCCUUCAGAACGGACGGGAACUUCUACAGACACAUGCGGAUCCACACGGGGGAGAAGCCGUUCGAGUGCGUGUACUGUCAGAGGAAGUUCCACCAGUCCAAUCAGCUCAAGUCCCACCUGCAAAUCCACACAGGGCAGAAGCUCUACUCCUGCCAGCAGUGUGGCCGAGGCUUCUCUGAUUCACGGCAGCUCAAGAAGCACAGCUGUGACGGGUCGUAGGUGACGUGGGGCUGCUAUCACCUGAUAGCAAGUAGGACUAAUAAAUGAAAUGGAGGCAUUAGUUACCCAUGGCCCGGUGCCUUUUUGCUUACAAUUUUGCUCAGCUGAACAAAGCUGUUUUCAUACAUGAAGUCCAGAGAAUCAGGCGGGGCGUCAUCUGUAGUUUAACUGCAGCACUGAGCAGGAAAUUAUUUGCCUCGCUUUUCUAGAAACUCGCAGUUUAGUGAAGCAGACCGGACGCCUGACCUCCAUUCACUCGCUGUGAAUUCACUGGACAAUUGUCUGCUCUUCUCUCACAUGCACCCCAUCACACAUCAUGUGGACUCUAUACUGCACAGACUGCAUCAAGCACCUCCAUCAGUUAACCUCUUCUUCAACCACCUGGUCGUUGCUUUUGGUUAGCGGUAGGGUUGAAGUUUGUAACAUCUGUAUGCUUGUGCAGCUUAACCCUAAUCCUACUGCUAAAUAACUCUGCGGUGACCUUGGUGGUUUUUAACAGCGCCCUCUCUGUAAAUUCUUGGUUAAAACUGUCGAACAUCAACUAGAACAGUUAACAAAAUGUUAAAAAAAACAGCUGUUAUGACUUCAUGUCUGAAACAUCUGAGUACUGUGUUAAAGAGGGAUCAGCUGGGGUUGUACUUUUGUGUAGUGUGAAUUUGUACCAUGAGCCGAUGCAGCGACUAAACCAGGCAAAUCAUUAUGAGGCAGUGGCAGCCUUGAAAGUGCAAAGCCACUUGAGGAAAAUGUGAAAUAUCGAAAGUUAGAAGAAGAGCAGCUCACGUCUGAAAGCAUAGUGAGACAGUGCCCCCUGGAGGUUGGUUACAAUUUGCACAUGGGUAUAACAAAAAGUACCCAGAAGAGGUACUGAUCUUGGCAUGUCCUUGGUUAAUAGAGUAGACAUUUGAAUGUUGCCGCUCUUUCUAAAUGGUGCCGGCAAUAUUAAUCAUUUAAACUAACGUUAUCUUUUAUUCAUUUAAUGCCAGUUAGCUGUUGGGUCUCACACGGCACUGUAUUUCAGCUCUCGAUGUCUCUCUAUGACUGAAAGAUGGAUGGCAGCCCCGCUAAUCAGCACAGUGCUGUACGACUUUGUACUACAGGAACGGUUAUAUGUUGUGUCAGAUCAAACUCUGUUUCACUGGGGCGAUGCAUAAGCACAUUCUGCACAGGCAUGGUUUCACAGGUUUCACAGCCACCUCUGGAUGAAUCUGGGCUUUUAUUUUGAAGGUACAUUUAUUGACUCACCUGUCAAAUCUGUUUUAAAAAAAUUGCUACAAAAAGCUUUACAAGCUCGGUGUUUGCUCAAGGGUUCAAGCCAGAGUCUGUUUUCUGCUACCAGACAGCUCUGAGUUGAUUCAAAAUGCAAACAGUAACUCUAGAUAUAACUCACAAGUAUGCUAAACUACAUAUUUGCUACAGUAAUGAGUAAACACAUGUGGCUGCUGGUGUACAGCUGUUGAUUGGCUCUUUGGACCUCUGGCUUUGCAAAAUCCUCCCACUAAUUUUUGUUAAGGAACUUUUGACUUAUCCUUAUGCAGCAAGUCUGCAAAAAAACUGAGCAGAGUUUUACACGGUGUACAGUGUCACACAUUUCAGUGGCAUUUAAAUAAUUUGUUAAUUGGUUCAAAUGGCUCUUUAAUACAAAUACAACAUUUGUAAGAUUAAUGUUUAUAUUCAUCCAUCAGAUUAGUUGACUAGUUGUCUUCUAUUCUCGAGUUUAAUCAACUAGGAAAUCAGUUGCAAGCUGCAGUGCAUGUAUGAAAACGGCUCCAGUGUGACACAGAAAUAACUUAAUAAAAUGUACUGGGAGAGCUGGUAGGGUUACCUGUGAUUGAAGAGGUAUUAAAGUUUUGGUGAAAUCCUGGACCAGCAACUAUGUUAAAACCAACUAAUGUUAACUAAUCUGGGCAUCAACAAAUAACUUGACUAAAGGUUUAUGCCAGCCUAAUAUAAUGUAAGACAGACACUGAUGUAGAUAAUUGUCCUUGUGUUUGCUGAUAUCAGCUGAUACUGAUCUGUGCAUUCGUCCUUAUGAUGUGGGGAAAGUGGGUGUGAAAAACAGCUAUAACACUGGCACCUCUCACCCUUUAGAUGUUAGAGUUAAGGGAAUGAUUAAGCGUGAUUUAAUAGCUGUCAAUACGAUAUCAGCUUUUUUAUCAGUAGAGGUUAGCAGUAUUGUUGUGGCAUUUAUGUUUUGUAUUAUUAUUUUGUUUCUUUAACCUCAGCUGUUUAAAAAUCUGGUGAAACAUGAAAGUUACUUGUAUGAAACCUAAAAUUUGAGAUAUUAAGGUAGAUUACAUCUUCAAAUGUUCUGAAGGUAAUGUGGGAGUUUGCCAGUUGAAAUUUAAGUGAAAAUUUGGGCAUUUUAAUUGAUUUUUUUUUUUUCUUUUUUCUUUUUAAGAAUUCUUAAAGUAGUAAUUUAUGUUUUGUGAAUUCCCAAAAAUCCCAGUGAAAGGUGUAAUCAUUUUUAAAAUAGAAGUCGAAGUGUAAAGUGACUUUCUAAUAACUUUAUAUUUCAGUUCUCUGAGAUAUGUCUAUUUUUCUUGCUCGAAAUUGCAAUUAAAUAACA
Maylandia zebra (zebra mbuna) is the source of this 5130-nucleotide messenger RNA. RefSeq lists its product as uncharacterized. NCBI's taxonomy places the organism in Eukaryota, Metazoa, Chordata, Actinopteri, Cichliformes, Cichlidae. Gene Ontology annotation, cellular component: nucleus. The record is from RefSeq and is a predicted model, not a curated record.